Menidia menidia (Atlantic silverside) is the source of this 906-nucleotide messenger RNA. NCBI's taxonomy places the organism in Eukaryota, Metazoa, Chordata, Actinopteri, Atheriniformes, Atherinopsidae. The record is from the annotation of a GenBank genome assembly.
AUGUUAUAUCUUUUAAGAAGCAAGAUGGCGCUGCCACCACGACCUAUACUGUUUGAAUUCCGUGGGGUUUCCAUGACCAAAUACUUCACAGAAAACUGGGACAACAUACAGAACUUCAAAGCUAGACCAGAUGAUAUCCUCAUUGCAACGUAUCCAAAAGCAGGAAACACAUGGGUGUCUUACAUCCUGGACCUGCUGUAUUUCAGCCACAUGUUACCCAAAAGAAAGGACUCUGUACCACUCCAUGAAAGAGUUCCUUUUUUGGAGAUGUAUAUUCCUGGGUUUCCUUCAGGAGUAAAUGAACUGAAUCAAUUAACCACCUCUCCUCGCAUCAUAAAGACACACCUACCGGUCCAUUUUCUUCCCAAAUCUUUCUGGGACCAGAACUCCAAGAUAAUCUAUGUGGCUCGCAAUGCCAAGGACACCGCGGUGUCUUAUUUCCACUUUGAUCGCAUGAACAGGGCCCAGCCAGAACCUGGCGACUGGAGCAGUUACCUCCAGAGAUUCAUGGAGGGAAAAAUGGUGUUUGGUUCCUGGCAUGAUCACGUAAAAGGCUGGUGGGAGAAGAAACAGACCAGGUCUAACAUCCUGUAUUUGUUCUAUGAGGAUCUGAUUGAGGAUACUGAAAAAGAACUUAAUCGGCUCUGCUCCUUCCUGGACCUGGCUCCAACCACGGAGCUCAAGAACCAAGUAAGAGAAAAAGUUCUAUUUGACAACAUGAGAAAGGACAAGAUGGCAAAUGGAUCAGCUGAUGAAGUCUUCGACUUCAAGAUAUCUCCUUUCAUGCGCAAAGGAAAAGUUGGAGACUGGAAAAACCAUUUCACUGUUCAGCAGGAUGAACAGUUCAAUGAGCAUUACGACAGAGAGAUGAGAGACAGUGACCUUCAAUUUCGCACAGUUCUGUAG